AUGGCGACCGUGGCGGCGGCCGGGAGGAAGAGGAGCCCUCGGGGCCGCAAGCCCCUCGCGGCGGUGCUCGACAACGACGUCAACAUCUCUGCCGGGAAGGCCGACGCCGCCGCUGCCCUCCUCUCGCCGCCGCAGAAGGCGAAGCGGGCGAGUUCCAGGAGGGGCAAGCUGGCAGCGGCGGCGGUGCAGGCCGACGAGCCGGUGGGGACGUCUCCCGCCCAGGCGCUUGACAUCGACGCCACCGAGGUGUCCGCUGGGAAAGUUGAACCCGCGCCCGGCUCGACGCAGAAGGCGAAGAGGGCCCCGUCCAAGGGCGGCAGGGCAAAGGCGGCGGCGGCACCGUCGAUGGCCGACGAGCUGACGGAGCUGCAGGGCAUGAUGGAGAAGCUGCGGCUGGAGAAGGAGAAGGCGGAGGAGAUGGUCCGGGAGCGGGACGAGGUGAUCCGGAAGAAGGAGGAGGAGAUCGAGACCAAGGGCAAGCAGCAGGAGCGCCUCCAGGCGGAACUCAAGAAGAUGCAGCGCAUCAAGGAGUUCAAGCCCACCAUGAACUUCCCUAUGGUCCAGUCUCUGCUCGACAAGGACCAGGAAGGGGAUGACAAGGGCAAGAAGAAGAAGAAUAAGGGGAAGGGCAAGGCUGGAAACGAGAGGAAGAAGCCAGCACCGGCAUAUGUCCUGUGGUGCAAAGACCAGUGGGCCGAGAUCAAGAAGGAGAGCUCGGAUGCAGACUUCAAGGAGGUGGGGAACGCUCUUGGCGCCAAAUGGAAGACCCUCACUGCUGAGGAGAAGCAGCCGUACGAGGAGAGGUACCGGCAGGAGAAGGAGGCGUACCUGCAGGUGGUUGGUCAAGAGAAGCGCGAAGCCGAGGCGAUGAAGCUGCUCGAGGAGGAGCAGAUGCGGUGGACUGCCAAGGAGCUGCUCGAGCAGUACCUCAAGUUCAGGCAGGAGGCCGAGGAGGGCGACAGCAAGAAGAAUGGCAAGAAGAAGAGCAAGAAGGAGAAGGACCCCUCCAGGCCCAAGCAGCCCAUGUCGGCUUACUUCCUCUACUCGCAGGAGAGGCGUGCUGCGCUGGUCGCCGAGAAGAAGAAUGUGCCCGAGAUUGGUAAGAUCACUGGAGGGGAGUGGAAGAGCAUGACGGAGGCUCAGAAGGCUCCCUACGAGGAGGUAGCCAGGAAGCAGAAGGAAGAGUAUCAGAAGCAGAUGGAGGUGUACAAGCAGAAUAAGCUUCAGGAAAGUGAGAGCUUGGAGAAGGAAGAGGAUGAGCAGAAGAAGAUCCUCAAACAUGAGGCUCUGCAGCUUCUCAAGAAGAAGGAGAAGGCAGACAACAUAAUCAAGAAAACCAAGGAAAAGCGUCUGAAGAAGAAGCAGGAGAACGCGGACCCGAACAGGCCCAAGAAGCCUGCCUCUUCCUUCCUACUCUUCAGCAAGGAGGCGAGGAAGCAGCUAACGGAGGAGCGCCCUGGUGUAAACAACUCCACGCUUAACGCGCUCAUCUCGGUGAAGUGGAAGGAGCUGAGUGGCACGGAGAAGAAGGCAUGGACGGAUAAGGCGGCCCUAGGGAUGGCAGCAUACAAGACAGAGCUGGAGGAGUACACCAAAGCUCACAGCUCCUCCCCCUCCUCCUCACCUUGAUUGCUUAGGUUGCUGCUUUGUGUUAGUGCCGUGUGGUUCAACAGUGGCUUCAGUUGAACUACGAACUUGAAGGUUUCUCGUCUCUGAAUCCUGAAAGGAAUAGGUGGUAUCUAGUGAGCUUAUUUUUUCUA
Molecule: messenger RNA, 1760 nt
Organism: Lolium rigidum
Lineage: Eukaryota; Viridiplantae; Streptophyta; Magnoliopsida; Poales; Poaceae
Product: high mobility group B protein 6
Exons: 5
Coding region: 1-1629 (542 amino acids)
Molecular function (GO): DNA binding
Source: RefSeq, a predicted model, not a curated record